UCUUUGAUUUCAUCUAACACACACCAACAUGAAAUUAGUUAUUGGUCUUGCCGUUCUGUUGACCUUAGCUGACGAUAAGGUGCAUGGAAGUAUUAUAGGCAACUACGGUGGCAAUCACGAAGGCCAAGGAAGUGAACUUCACAAUAGCUUCAGUCAGGAACAGAGCCAGGAAGAACCAAAAGGUGAAUACAACGUUCAAGAACAGUCGCUCGAUUAUGGAGGAGGUGGUGGAGGUCAAGAACAGUUGACUGAUUAUGGUGGUCAGCAACAGCAAGGUUUUGGGGGUCAAGAACUGGAUAAUAACGAACCACAAAUAAACAACGAGGUUUCGGAAAGAAGUCAGGAAGGAGAAGAAGGUGGAACUUCAGGUCAAUGGCAAAGUGGUUUUCAAGCUAGUGUAGGCGUCGGAGAAGGGCAACAAGAUCACUCCGCUCUAUCCGCCCUAUCAGAGCACUUGCGAAAUCAUGAAGGAGGAGUAGUAGGUGGAGAACAUGGUUUCGGUGGUUCUGAAUUGAAUAGUCAUGACUCAGACGGUCAUGACUCUGGGAAUAUAGCAAAUCUUGCUAGUCAUGGAAUUAAUCUGAGUGGACAUGAUUUUGAAGGACAAAAUGAUCACCCCGAUCUCAAACCAAAAGUAGAAGUGCAGCAUCAUCACAUUCCCACCAGAACAAUAGAACAUACAAAACCGGUUCAUAUUCCAGUGGUAAAAAAAAUUGGAGUACCAGUUCCACAUCCAGUAGGAGUACCUACUGAACAAAUCAUAAAGGUACCAGUUCCCCAGCCUUAUGCAGUACAUAUUCCAGUUCCUCAUCCCAUAUCUGUUCCUAUUUACAAAUUGGUACCACAAGAAAUCGAGAAAAAAGUUCCCAUCGUUGUUGAAAAGUUAGUUCCAGUUUAUGUUGACAAACCUUUCAAAAUAGAAGUUGAAAAGCAUCAUGUUGAGUACAUCGACAAGCCAUACGCUGUUCAUGUGCCAGUUUACAAGCACAUUUACCAUCAUGUUUCUAAACAUGGAAGUGGUGGACAUAGUGGUGGUCACUGAGAAUGGUAGGAUACUUCAACUACGGUUUGACUGAUGAAACACUGAUUUUGUACAUUUAUAUUAGUUAGGUUACUUGUUUUGUUACUUUUUCUAUUUAUCAUGCCAUCGUCAUUUUUGUUUUACAUUGUUGAAUUUGUACUUAUAUUUUUUGAAUAAAAUGUGAUUUCAAC
This is a messenger RNA of Leptinotarsa decemlineata (Colorado potato beetle), 1212 nucleotides long. RefSeq lists its product as uncharacterized. Lineage: Eukaryota; Metazoa; Arthropoda; Insecta; Coleoptera; Chrysomelidae. The record is from RefSeq and is a predicted model, not a curated record.